This is a messenger RNA of Octopus sinensis (East Asian common octopus), 2078 nucleotides long. Its product is annotated as techylectin-5B. The transcript has 2 exons. NCBI's taxonomy places the organism in Eukaryota, Metazoa, Mollusca, Cephalopoda, Octopoda, Octopodidae. The record is from RefSeq and is a predicted model, not a curated record. The coding region runs from base 740 to 2020 and encodes 426 amino acids.
UUAGCUAAUUUUCCAUUCAGUUAGUUUAACACCAUGAGAUAUGUAAGAAACACUCUAAAUACAUUGGUUAACAGUUUUGCUGGGGGAACACCCAUAGAAAAGAACCCCUUGAUAGUAGACUAUUUGUUUUAGUGCUCCUGGAAGAACAAUUAAUUGAAUGUCUAUAUAUAAAUGAUUGAAACAGGAAGAAGGAGAAAAAAAGCAACAAAAAAGGGAAGUAGGGAGGAGACAGAAAUAGCAUAUGAGAGAGGUAUUAGUUAGUGGUUCUAUGUUUUAUACUGCUAGGCUGUACAUUUCUAUCUCAAUGUUAUUUAGAAAGGGGAAACAAGUAUACACAUUUUAGAUAGAGACGAUCAUUCAAACAGGAAAUAUUAAACAACCAAAAAAAGUAUUAAAAACAAAACAAAAACAAAUUGACAAAAUGCACAUAUUUAGGGGAAUGACAUGGAGAUAGAUAUCUUGUGUUGACAGUGAUGAGCUUUGGAGUAGUAAGCUAUUGUAUAAGGACAUAGAAAGUAUCAAAGAAUUUACACUGGAACAGAGAUAAUUCCAAAGAAAAAUAUAAGAUAUAUUUUCAGUGAAUCACUAGAAAUAGGGAAAAUACUAUCACUAUAAGCAGGGAAUAUACCACAUUAUUCUGUUUUAGAUAUAUUCUUGAUUCAGUCUACAACAACACCAAGUGACUAAGUAACUACUUUCUAAACCACCUUGAAGUCAGUCAAUUAAUACUCACACCAACAUGUUCAUCAACACAAUAAUUAUUGGCCUCCUUAUCUUCUUGCAAACUUUCCACAAAGGCUGGGAUACAGAUGCAGCAGCCCACAAUCCCAUUAUAAAGAAGAAAAGUAAAUCAGCUUCCGUUAGGAGCACUAAGUGUGCGUACACAAUAGUGGUUAAUGAAGUAGAUGCUUCUCAGUGUCCAGUGAUGACACAACCAGUGCAGUCGGACCAUACAGUAAAUGGAAAAACUCAGAAAAAAUCAACAGUGUCCUCAAGUGAGGUGCAUGGUUUAACUUCAAAGAUCCAUAGUGUAGAAACUACCCUGUUAGGUGAAAUUGUCAAAAACCGCGAACUAAACACAACACUGACUCAGCAUAGUAUCAUGCUAGAAAAGGCAGAGGACCGGUUCCUGAAGUACCAAAACAACUUCACGUCGCUUUUCCGAGCCAUCAUGUUUAUGGAACAGAAAAUCCGAAAACAGAAGGAAAUUAGUCGCAACUUGGACAACAAGCUGUCUAACAUAAUGCUUGAUGUUGUGGAAGUGAACAAUGUACUUUCACGGAAAACUCCGGGCCCAGGAACAAGUCUCAAAGACAAACAAAUCAAAGUAGAAAGUGCAGCACAUGUAAGACAAUGUGGAAUUACUGACGACACAGAAAUUUUCCAAGAUUGCAAAGAUGUAUAUGAGCGAGGUCAUACAGACAGCAGUGUUUACUACAUAAAGCCUACUUACUCCUCUUGCCCCAUCCCUGUAUGGUGUGACAUGGACACCCCACCAGGAGGAUGGUUAGUCAUUCAGAGACGACUGGAUGGUAAAUUGUCAUUUAACCAAGACUGGAAAACUUACAAAGAUGGAUUUGGUGAUGUAAUACGAGAACUCUGGCUUGGUAAUGACAAUAUUUUUUUGCUGACAAAUCAAGCACAUUACCAACUGCGUAUUGAUUUGUGGGACUUUCAAGGAAACCGUGUUUAUGCAAUAUAUGAAACCUUCAAGAUAGAUGGUGAACGGGACAGUUAUAAAUUAAACAUAGGCAAAUACAAAGGCAGUGCAAAAGAUAGCUUCGGUAAACACAAUGGACUUCUGUUUAGUACAUCAGAUAAAGACAAUGAUAAAUGGAGCCAAUAUCACUGUGCUAAAGAAUGGGAGGCUGGGUGGUGGUUUACUAACUGUUGGUUUGCUAUUCUCAAUGGACCCUACUAUGAGAAAGCUAAUGUAAGCUACCGGGGUAUAUCAUGGAAUGAAUGGAAACAUGAGCAACUGAAGAAAACGGAAAUGAAAAUACAACCGUUUAAAUCAUAACUUAAAUUAGAUUGUUUAAUACAAAAAUAUAAAAUAAAAUUAUAUAAUACUUUGUUGA